Molecule: messenger RNA, 2195 nt
Organism: Perognathus longimembris pacificus (Pacific pocket mouse)
Lineage: Eukaryota; Metazoa; Chordata; Mammalia; Rodentia; Heteromyidae
Gene: Zfp1
Product: ZFP1 zinc finger protein
Exons: 4
Coding region: 555-1784 (409 amino acids)
Biological process (GO): regulation of transcription by RNA polymerase II
Molecular function (GO): DNA-binding transcription factor activity; RNA polymerase II cis-regulatory region sequence-specific DNA binding
Source: RefSeq, a predicted model, not a curated record
AAAUAUAUGCAUUAUUUGAAUUGUGACAUGCUAACCCUCUGUCCAACACCUUAGUAAAAACAAAAUUACAUUUAAAAAAUUAAGAGAUCCGCGUUUGGAAAGGUAAUACUUGCCUUAUUGGGCAUAUUUUCGUAACAAGAUUACUUGCGGAUUUUUUUUUUUUUGAGAAAUAAAAGGACUGUAAUUCACAACCCCUCCUGAGAGAAAUACACAAUCCAGGCUAGGAGACUGUCUUAGAAAAACGCUCAUUUCACCCUCUAGACUUUUCAGAGCGUCCCUAAGUGUGCAGCUCGGAGGCUUAUGGGAAAUGUAGUUCCGCGGCCGGCAGGACGCCGCAGCGAGGACCCUGGGCGCGCCAGCCCAGACAUCUGCGCAUGUGCGGCGCGCCGAGCGGCGCCCGCCCUCCCCCCCCCACCCCGGGCCGCGAGUGGGUGACAGGACCCCUCGUCCCCACGUCUUCGCCGCCCCGCGCCGUGGCCCGAAGCCACGGAGCCACGAGCCGAGGCUCUGCCCUUCCAGUUCUGUCUUCGUAGUUCUCUGUCUUUACGUCAGAAAUGAACAAAAUGAGCAAAUCCCAGGGCUCGGUUUCGUUCACGGAUGUCACUGUGGACUUCAGCCAGGAGGAGUGGGAGCGCCUGGAGCCCUCCCAGAGGAUCCUCUACAUGGACGUGAUGUUGGAGAACUACAGCAACUUGCUGUCAGUGGAAGUGUGGAAGGCCGAUGACCAGAUGGAGAGGGACCCCAAAACCCCAGACGAGCAGGCAAGGCAGUUUCUAAUUCUCAAGAACCAAACCCCAGUCGAAGAAAGAGGUCACCUCUUUGCAAAAACCUUUCAUCUGAACACUGACUACGUUUCUUUGAGACAAGUGCCCUAUAAGUACAGUGGCUGUGAAAAGACUCUGACGUGUCGUUCGGACGCGCUCGGUGACAGAAGCUAUGCAAGGAAGGAGGGCGACGAGGGCAGCGGGUUUGGAAAACCGCUCCUCCGUCUGAAGCAAGAGAAGCCCCAGGCCGCGGCGGGCUACCCCGAGUAUAACAAAAGCCCCAAAGCCCUCGGCCCUAAGGAAGUGAUUUUUAAGCAUCAGAAAAUGAAAACCAUGGUUCAGCCUUUCGUGUGCAACUACUGUGACAAGGCCUUCUCGUUUAAGUCGCUCCUCGUGAGCCAUAAGAGAAUCCACACGGGCGAGAAGCCGUACGAGUGCAACGUGUGUCAGAAGACCUUCUCCCACAAGGCGAACCUCAUCAAGCACCAGCGGAUCCACACCGGGGAGAAGCCCUUCGAGUGCCCCGAGUGUGGAAAGGCCUUCACACACCAGUCCAACCUCAUCGUGCACCAGCGGGCGCACAUGGACAAGAAGCCCUACGGGUGCGGCGAGUGCGGCAAGACGUUCGCACAGAAGUUCGAGCUCACCACGCACCAGAGGAUUCACACCGGAGAGCGGCCCUACGAGUGCAGCGAGUGUGCAAAGACCUUCUUCAAGAAGUCCAACCUCAUCAUCCAUCAGAAAAUCCACACCGGGGAGAAGCGCUACGAGUGCAGCGAGUGCGGCAAGUCUUUCAUCCAGAACUCGCAGCUCAUCAUCCACAUGCGAACUCACACCGGGGAGAAGCCGUACGAGUGCAGCGAGUGCGGCAAGACCUUCAGCCAGCGGUCCACGCUGCGGCUGCACCUGCGCAUCCACACCGGGGAGAAGCCCUACGAGUGCGCCGACUGCGGCAAGGCCUUCAGCCGGAAGUCCCGCCUCAGCGUCCACCAGCGGCUCCACUCGGCCGGCAGGCCCUGAGCCGCAGCCCGGGGCCCUCACCCCAGCGCCCAUCGCGGGAGGGGCCCGAGGAUCGCCGGAGCUCCUGCUGGCAGGCAGUCUCCACGGGGAAGUCGGGAGGCCGGGACCGUGGAGAACGCGGUUCUGGGCUGAGAGACGCCUGUCACAGCACAUCCGGUGGCUUUCGGAAUUGUCCUGUGCAGUGCUGGGGACUGAAACCAGGUCCCUGGGUGGGCUCCGCCACCAAGCUGCACCCAGUCCCCGAGAAAUAGCGCAAGCAUAGACAGACAGUACCCUACACGUUUAUUUUAGUUUAUGUUUUUGCCAAUCCUGGGGCUUGAACCCAGGGCCUGGACACUGCCUUCGAGCGUCUUUUGCUCAUGGUGCGCAUUCUACCACUUGAGUCACAGCGCCACUUCCGGCUUUUUUGAG